Xiphias gladius (swordfish) is the source of this 780-nucleotide messenger RNA. RefSeq names its product high choriolytic enzyme 1-like. The transcript has 7 exons. The coding region runs from base 1 to 780 and encodes 259 amino acids. Gene Ontology annotation, biological process: proteolysis. The record is from RefSeq and is a predicted model, not a curated record. Lineage: Eukaryota; Metazoa; Chordata; Actinopteri; Istiophoriformes; Xiphiidae. Gene Ontology annotation, molecular function: metalloendopeptidase activity; zinc ion binding.
AUGGCUUCGUUGAGGUGCACCCUCGGCCUCCUGAUCGUCCUCGUGGUCUCCGGCUGCUCCUGGGCUGAGGAGAAGGGCCCGUCUGUCUCUGAGCUCCUGUGGAGGGCCAACAAGGACGCUGUGCGUACGGAGGAGGAGCCCUUGGUCGUGGACGACGUUGCCUAUGACAACGAGAGCGAGAGAAACGCCGAUCGCUGCACCUCCCAGGGCUGCAUGUGGAGCAAAUCCGCUGACGGAAAAGUCUACGUGCCCUACGUCAUCGCCACACAUUACUCUUCCCGCGAGCGCUCCAUCAUCGAGCGUGGGCUGCUGUCCUUCCACGACGUCUCCUGCAUUCGCUUCGUCAAAAGAGCCAGCCAGAGGGACUACCUGAGCAUCCGGUCCAACAACGGCUGUUACUCCUACGUCGGCCGCCGCGGUUACGCCCAGACGUUGUCCCUGGACCGCCAGGGCUGCCUCUACCACAGCACCGUCCAGCACGAGCUGCUCCACGCCCUCGGCUUCAACCACGAGCAGUGCCGCUCCGACAGAGACCAGCACAUCCGAAUCCUGUGGGAGAACAUCCAGUCGGGUUGGGAGUACGCCUUCGACAAGAUCAACACUCUGAACCUGAACACCCCCUACGACUACAACUCUGUCAUGCAGUACCACAGGUAUGCCUUCUCCGGGAACAAUAAGCCCACCAUGGUGCCCAUCCCCAACGCUAAUGUUGAAUUCGGCACCGCCACCCAGAUGAGCAAGAAUGACAUCACCAGACUGAACAGGCUGUACAAGUGUUAA